Messenger RNA from Talaromyces proteolyticus, 1608 nucleotides. Its product is annotated as putative cytochrome P450. Gene Ontology annotation, molecular function: heme binding; oxidoreductase activity, acting on paired donors, with incorporation or reduction of molecular oxygen; iron ion binding. The record is from RefSeq and is a predicted model, not a curated record. NCBI's taxonomy places the organism in Eukaryota, Fungi, Ascomycota, Eurotiomycetes, Eurotiales, Trichocomaceae. The transcript is spliced from 5 exons. Bases 1 to 1608 code for a protein of 535 amino acids.
AUGGCUGUCCUUACCACUCUGACGAUUUUGAGUCUCGUCGCGGGGUUUGUAUAUGCUUUACUGACUGUCGGCCACAGAGACCCGAGAUACCCUCCUGGUCCACCAACGCUUCCGUUCAUUGGUAACCUCCAUCAGCUUCCUACAAAACACAUAUAUCUCAAAUUAACUGAAUUCGCCAAAAUAUAUGGCGGCCUGUAUACCCUCAAAUUCGGAACAGGCACAGUAGCCGUGAUCACCGAUCGACGGAUCGUCCGAGAGCUUCUAGACCGCAAAAGCUCCACUUCAAGCGCAAGACCGGCCUCGUACAUUACACAAAAAAUCAUUAGUGAUGGAGACCAUCUCCUCACGGUGCCAUAUGGACAGUACUGGCGAACGGCCCGCAGAACCAUCCACCAGCACUUUAUGGAAUCCAUGUGUGAGCAUCACGACAGGAUUCAGCAUGCAGAGGCGGUGCAGAUGCUCAGAGACUUUGUUUUUGAGCCGGAGAAGUAUAUGCUGCAUCCGAAGCGGUUUAGUAAUAGCACUAUUACUAGUAUUUUGUAUGGGGUACGAUCUCCCUCGUACGAGUCCACACAGCUGAAACUGCUCUAUGAAAUAAUGGACCAUUUCACCACGGUUAUGGAACCAGGAGCAAUGCCACCGGUUGACAUCUACCCAUGGCUCAAAUACAUCCCUGAACGCUUCCUCCGGAACUGGGUAUCGCGAGCCACUCAAGUCAAGCACGAAAUGCACUUUUUAUACGAAAGCUUUUUGCAGCACAUAAUCCGGCGUAGAGAGGAACAAGGUAGCAAGGAUAGCUUCCUAGACAAGAUCCUUGAUAAUAACGGCAAACCAAAUUUUACACAUAAUCAGAUGCGCUUUGUCGGCGGUAAUAUCAUGGAAGCUGGCUCGGAUACAACUGCAAACGUCCUUACGGCUUUCAUUCAGGCAGUGACGAAAUGGCCGCGGGUUCAACGGAAAGCGCAGGAAGAGAUUGAUGCAAAGAUUGGAGAAGAUAGGACCCCGAACUGGGCAGAUUACAGCAGUCUGCCGUAUGUGGCAGCUAUUGUCAAAGAGACGAUGAGAUGGCGGCCGGUGACGCCGCUGGGGAUUCCGCAUGCACUAGACGAAGAUGAAUGGGUCGAUGGGAAACUGUUGCCCAAGGGAACUACGCUCAUCAUGAAUACCUGGGGUCUCCACCACGACGAGAAGCAAUUCGCCAAUCCCGACGUUUUCAACCCAGAUAGAUAUGCAGGGAAAACGCUGUCUGCAGCAGAAUAUGCAAUUUCGCCUGAUUACGAGAACCGUGAUCACUAUGGUUACGGCGCUGGUCGACGUCUGUGUGUUGGCAUCCAUUUAGCAGAGCGGAACUUGUUCCUUGCCAUGUCGAUGCUGUUGUGGGCAUUCAAUUUUGAGAAAGAGAUUGACCUGGUAACCAAGAAGCCUUUGGAGCCGGAUAUCAGUCCGCUCACGGGUUAUCAUGAAGGGAUUGUGACUAGUGCGAAGCCUUUUCCGUGUAAAGUUACGCUUCGUUCGGAGGCAAGACGGGAGACGAUACUGCGAGAAUUUGAGGAUGUUGAGGUUGAGAUAUUGUCAAAGUAUGAGACGUCGAUUCAUUUGGGCAAGUGA